Molecule: messenger RNA, 528 nt
Organism: Apiotrichum porosum
Lineage: Eukaryota; Fungi; Basidiomycota; Tremellomycetes; Trichosporonales; Trichosporonaceae
Gene: RLP24
Product: ATPase-activating ribosome biosynthesis protein
Exons: 2
Coding region: 1-528 (175 amino acids)
Biological process (GO): ribosomal large subunit biogenesis
Cellular component (GO): nucleolus
Source: RefSeq, a predicted model, not a curated record
AUGUUCGUCCGUAACGACGCCAAGUGCUUCCGUUUCUGCUCGCCCAAGUGCCACAAGAACUUCAAGAUGAAGCGUAACCCCCGCAAGGUCCGCUGGACCAAGGCCUUCCGUCGUGCCAACGGCAAGGACAUGGUUAUCGACUCGACCUUUGAGUUUGAGAAGCGCCGCAACGUCCCCGUCCGCUACGACCGCGAGCUUGUCGCCACCACCCUCAAGGCGAUGGAGCGUGUGUCGGAGAUCCGCGCCAAGCGCGAGAAGGCGUUCUGGAAGAACCGCAUGUCGGGCAACCCCAUGCGCAACCUCCGUGCCGCCGCCGUCGACGUCGAGAAGCACAUCGAGCUCGUCCAGCCCCGCAAGGUCUCUGCUCCUGGCCUCACCGAGAAGACUGCCGCCCGCGAGAAGAUCAUGGUCCGCGCCGCCAAGCGCAAGGUCAUGGCCGAGCAGCAGAUUGCCUCGGCCGGCAAGAAGAAGCGCGAGUCGCGCCUCAUCCCCGCCGAGGGUGCGUCGAUGGGCAUGAACCUCGACUAA